AUGGAAAGUUGGCCUGCGUGUUGCUCGUACCAUAGGAAUUUAAACGGGGAUAUAGGUAUAAGAACACGGAGACGGGGAGUCGUUCGCGGUAGUGUGAGGCAUAAACGCGCCAGCACCACACCCAGCGUGACCACCAUUGCGACAAGGACACGGGACACGGCCAUGCGAGUCGCAGUGAUCUUGUUGGUGAGCAUCACUGCUUUAGUUUCGGCACAGUUCCAGCAGGAUGUGGACGGUGGUCCGCCGCCGAAAGGACUACCGAUUCCAAUAAGAUCGGCACGGUUUCAGAGGCUUCCGUCGGCCAGGCCAGCGGUACCCACCCAGGCUGUGCUUGCCAACCAAAGAAUACGACGGCCGAUCACGUUCAGACCAAAAGGUGCGGAUGACGGGCCAGUAACUGGACCAGGAUCCUUCACACCAUCCAAAUCGUUCAGGCCAAGUUUUCCAUCGGGACCAGCGCCAACGUUACCCACGCAGAUCAAGCCUGUGAACGAGGAACCGGAUGAGGAUGUACGAAACCGUGAAUCGAACCGUGAUCACGAUCAAGACGAUGAUGUCGAGUUGAGCGAGGAACAAUCCGACAGCCAGGAAGACAGCGAGGAAAAUAUUCCGCGGGCCAUAGCGAAUCUCGGGGCUGUAGGCUCGAUAUCGAGAAGCUCGAAUACUGGAUCUCCGGCCCCUCAACCGAUACCCGUGCAGUAUCGUCCGCUUCAACAGAUACCGAUACCAACUGCAAGAGGAGGAUCCCUGAUACCAACGACACCAUCGCCGCCGGUACAAUAUCGUCCGGCACCGAAACCAAACAAGCCACGAAAGCCCAUAGAAGAACCACCGUUCAAGCAACCCGCGAAACCGCCUGCGAAACCUGUGAAACCGUCCCAGGUGUACGACGGACGUGGAAAGAAACCAGUUGCACAGAUCAUCAGGCGGUACCGUAAUGACAAUUCUGAUGGCUCGAUCACCUGGGGAUUCGAGAACGAUGAUGGAUCGUAUAAAGAAGAAUUAAUUGGCGUUGAUUGCAUAACGAGAGGCAAAUACGGGUACAUCGAUCCGGACGGUAUUCGUCGGGAGUACACUUACGAAACUGGGAUCAGAUGCGACGAAGAGCAACGGGACGAAGAAGAGAACGGCUUCGUAGAUUACCAAGAGAACAAAUUAGUGCUUCCCGAUGGUAAAACAAUAGACCUCUCCAGUAUGGGUAAGAAGCAGGCCCGCAGACCUCGUUUUAGUAACAAAAAUUCAUAA
Messenger RNA from Dufourea novaeangliae, 1245 nucleotides. RefSeq lists its product as uncharacterized. Gene Ontology annotation, molecular function: structural constituent of chitin-based larval cuticle. NCBI's taxonomy places the organism in Eukaryota, Metazoa, Arthropoda, Insecta, Hymenoptera, Halictidae. Gene Ontology annotation, cellular component: chitin-based extracellular matrix. The record is from RefSeq and is a predicted model, not a curated record.